Molecule: messenger RNA, 2929 nt
Organism: Dendrobium catenatum
Lineage: Eukaryota; Viridiplantae; Streptophyta; Magnoliopsida; Asparagales; Orchidaceae
Exons: 12
Coding region: 240-2666 (808 amino acids)
Source: RefSeq, a predicted model, not a curated record
GUAAAACACGCCCCCUUAUGUAUCCACCGUUUGUUGUUGAGCAUUUAAAGUUCUGCAUGUGAGCUGUUUAGACAAGCAGACCCAAAUAGUUGGGAUAAGGCUAAUUGCAGUAACCAUUAAAUCAGCUGUCCAGAUGGAAUUGCAUUUCAAUGCUUAGCAAAGCCACAAGGCCCAUAAUCGAUUUCCUGAUGUUUACUUCUUUACUAAUAUAAUGAGCAUCAAGUCUUGAUCCCAGAACCAUGAGUGGUGCAUCUAAAAGGUUGCAUGAAGAUGGAGGACACUCAACACCUAUUAAGAGGUCACAUGAAGAGAGUAGUAUGUUCUCUGGACUUGGAAAGACGAUUCAGCCACAUGCUAAUGAUUUUCACUUGCCUUAUGAACCUGGGCAUGAUGGAAGACCAGUACCUGGGCAUGAUGGAAGACCAGUAAAAGUCCAACGCAUUGAUCCUCGGGAAAGUGAUAAGAGGCCUUUACAUAGACCGUCUUCCUCUCCCAACCAUGGUGUGGACCAUCCCACUUCUUCUGAGAAUAGAUCAGAAUUGAGAACUUCCAAGGAAUCAAGAGAUGUAAAAACUGUAAUCAGGGAAAUAAAGUCAGAUACCAGGGAUUCUUGCAUUGAUAUAAAGAUAGAUUCACAUGUCAGUAAGGUUGAAAGCGAUAUAAGAGACCCAAGGGGUGAUGAAAAGGAAUUAAGAUCUGAUAGGGGUUCUUACAAUGAGUCCAAGGGUGCCGCUAAAUUUGAAAGAGAUACUUAUGCAGCAUCUGUGUCUCAUACAAGCUGGAAAGAGAGCAAAGAUCACAUUUGGCCUAAAAGAUAUACUGAACCUGCUAAUGAGAGCAUGGAGUCAUGGCGAAUUGCAAGGCAUUUACAAAACACAAAUGAAAUUGGGAAAGACCAACCAGCAAGGGCUGAGGAUAGAAAUUCUUUGGGAUCAUAUGAGGGGGUUGCUGAGAACAAGGUUGAAUUUAAAGGAGAAGAUAAAUUCAGGGAAAAGGAUAAGAAAAGGAAAGAUGAUAGACAAAAAGAUUUUGGAGAUUGGGACAAGGACAGAAUUGACCUUAGAGGAAGCAUGCAGCUUGGUGAAAUCAACAGUGAGAGAAAGGAAUCGAAGGAAGAUAAAGAAUUAGAGAAGUGGGAGAGGGAGCGAAGGGAUCUGCUGAAGGACAAGGAACAAAAUGAUCAGGAGAAAGAUUUUGUAAAGAGAGAAUCUCCAAAUUCUAAUGAAAGGGAGAAUUCACAUUAUGUGAAGGAGGUACAUGAAGGGUCCGGAAAAAUUUCUGACCAGGUUGUUUCAUCAUCGGAUCCUAGGAGGCCUAAAGAUGAUGGCUGGAAAGUUUCUGAUAGGGAUCUCAGAGAUAAAAAAAGAGAAAGGGAUGCAGAUGUAGGAGAUAGAUAUGGCCUGCCUGGAAAGUGUUAUGAGAAGGACUUGGAUGAUGGUACUGAUGGAGAUGGAGGUUUGGAUAGAGAUAGAGAUGCUUUUGGUUAUGGUAUUCAGCAGCGAAGAAGAAUGUUACGGUCCAGAGGCACCACUCAACCGACUCAUCGAGAACCUCGUUUUCGAUCUAGAGCUCGGGACCAUGAUGGAUCUCAAGGUAAGCUGGAUAUAUCCACCGUUGUUUAUAAAGCUGGUGAAUGCAUGCAAGAAAUUUUAAGAACUUGGAGGGAGUUCGAAGCAUCUCAGGAUAGUAAAACUGCUGAAGCCUCCCAAAACUAUCCUACCCUUGAAAUUCGAAUACCUGUGGAAUAUGUUACUUCUACCAAUCGCCAGGUCAGGGGUGCACAACUUUGGGGGACAGAUAUAUAUACAAACGAUUCAGAUCUUGUUGCAGUUCUCAUGCACACUGGAUACUGUUGCCCAACAUCAGCUCCUCCUCCAUCUGCAAUUCAUGAGUUGAGGACGACAAUUCAAGUGCUACCUCCACAAGAAUGUUACACCUCAACAUUAAGAAAUAAUGUCCGCUCUCGAUCUUGGGGAGCUGGAAUUGGUUGCAGCUUUCACAUUGAGCGGUGCUGCAUUGUCAAGAAAGGUGGCGGUACUAUUGAUCUCGAGCCCCGCCGGACCCAUGUAUCUGCAGUGGAGCCAACAAUUGCUCCUGUUUCUGCUGAGAGGACAAUGACGACAAGGGCUGCAGCUUCGAAUGCACUACGUCAACAAAGAUUUGUUCGUGAAGUUACAGUUCAGUACAACCUCUGCAAUGAGCCAUGGCUAAAAUAUAGCAUUAACAUAGUUGCUGAUAAGGGACUUAAGAAGCCUCUUUAUACAUCAGCUCGAUUGAAGAAAGGAGAGGUUUUAUAUUUGGAAACGCAUUAUAAUAGGUAUGAGCUGUGCUUCAACGGUGAGAAGUCUGUUUGUAAUGGAACGACUUCAACCUCUAAUCAUUUGUUAGAACCAGAGCAGGAGAAGCAACAAAGCCAUCAUACCCAAAACGGUGAUAAACAUCCGUUAGAGCGUGAGAAUAUUAUUGAUGUCUACCGUUGGUCUCGUUGUAAGAAACCCCUGCCCCAGGAUGUUAUGCACUCAAUAGGCAUUCCAUUACCAGUUGAGCAGCUCGAGGUCUUGGAGGAGAAUUUGGACUGGGAGGAUGUGCAGUGGUCACAAACUGGCGUGUGGGUGGCGGGAAAGGAAUAUGCUCUUGCUCGGGUUCAUUUUCUCUCACCAAAUUAGUGAUUACAUAUGCAUUUUAUAGUUUGUAUAAUUUUUCCUUGUUCCAAUGUAACCUUUGUGCCUUUCAUUACAUGUAAGAUGCAUAAACUGCCGUUGCUUUUGGCUUCUGCCAUCAAUUAAAAUUCUUUUAAACGGUCUGAUUUCCUUAUUUUCACAGUAUGGCAAAAUAAAUGGUACAUGUUAUGUCUGCGCCAUAGCACAUCGUACAAUUGACAUGCUAUUUUGUUUUUCUAGUAUAAAUAUUAUACUUUAUGUUCCCAGAA